Molecule: messenger RNA, 627 nt
Organism: Chionomys nivalis (European snow vole)
Lineage: Eukaryota; Metazoa; Chordata; Mammalia; Rodentia; Cricetidae
Product: basic proline-rich protein-like
Exons: 1
Coding region: 1-627 (208 amino acids)
Source: RefSeq, a predicted model, not a curated record
AUGCUCACGUUCACGCUCGCCCUCUCCCGCAGGCCCCGGCCCCCCCUCCCCCAUUGUCUCGGCACAGAACAAAGCCCCCGGCUCCGUCGCUGCCGCCGCAGUCGGGGAGGCCGACAGACCCCGCGGGUGCGGCCGGACGGGCCGGGCACUGACCUCCGCGCGAUGCGGGCUCCUUUGCCAGGUUCUGGGGCGCCGUCCGGCUGCGGUCAACCCCCGGGGCAGCACCCGCCUUCGCGGGGCCUGGGGCCGCGCAUCGUCCGCCCUGGUUGGCUCGGGCUCACAGUGCCCACGGUGCGGCCCGCCGUCCGUCUGCUCUCGCUCGGCCGUCGGUCGGUCCGUCCGUCUGUCCGCCACCGCCGCAGGGGCGCCGCCUCCUGCACAGCCACCCCGCGGAGGAUGCAAGAUGCGCCGCCGCGGCCCGAGCCCCCUCCCCUCCCUCCCUCCCUCCCUCCGCGCGGUAACCCGAGCCCCCGCCCUCCGCCGAGCCCCCGCCCCCGCCCCCACCCGCGCCGCCGCCGCCGCGGUCCCCGCGCCUCCCGCCCGCCCUCCACCCCUCCACUUCCCGGCCCCAGGCCCCGGCGCCGGAUCCCGCCCCAGAGCCGCGCCGUCCCUUCUCCCUGCCACUAA